This is a messenger RNA of Chinchilla lanigera (long-tailed chinchilla), 1749 nucleotides long. RefSeq names its product F-box and WD repeat domain containing 9 (gene Fbxw9). The transcript is spliced from 10 exons. Gene Ontology annotation, cellular component: preribosome, large subunit precursor. Bases 86 to 1462 code for a protein of 458 amino acids. Gene Ontology annotation, molecular function: protein binding. The record is from RefSeq and is a predicted model, not a curated record. NCBI's taxonomy places the organism in Eukaryota, Metazoa, Chordata, Mammalia, Rodentia, Chinchillidae.
CCGGAAGGACCCUCGUGCUGCCUAGGAGACGGGACGCGAGGAGGACAGCUGACCGAGCCGGGCGGGCCGCGCCCACCUGGUCGCCAUGGAGCUUCCUCCAGGGCAGUGCGAGGUUCCCCGCGCCCUAGAUGAUGACUCGGACCCAGAACCUGAGCCGGACCCGGACGCGCAGGCCGAAGCCUACGUGGCCCGCGUGCUUGGCCCGCUGAAGCCCGGACUGGCUCUCCCGCGCGCCUCGUUACUGUCCACGCCCGCAGCAGCCCCUAGCGCCCUGGAGCCCAGGGCCGCAUCCAGGGUCCCGCCGGUGGGUGCGCCGGGCCUGCUGAGCCUGCCUCCGGAGCUGCUCCUCGAGAUUUGCGCCUACCUGGACGCGCGCCUCGUGCUCCAUGUCCUUCCGCGCGUGUGCCACGCACUGCGCGACCUUGUGCGGGACCAGGUCACCUGGAGGCUCCGCGCGCAGCGCCGCGUCCGCGCGCCCUACCCAGUGGUAGAAGAGGAGGACUUCGACUGGCCAACCGCCUGCAUUGAGCUGGAGCAGCACCUGGCACGCUGGGCUGAGGAUGGGCGCCAGGCCGAGUACUUCUGCCUGGCUGAUGGGCACUUUGCUUCCAUUGACUCAGUGCUGCUGCUUCAGGAUGGGACACUCUGUCUGUCGGGCUCUCGAGAUCGAAAUGUCAACCUGUGGGACCUGCGGCAGCUCGGGGCAGAGCCCAGCCGGGUUCUGGUCAAGGCCUUGGGCACCCAGGAGGGCAGCACUCACAAGGGCUGGGUGUGGUCGCUGGCGGCCCAGGAUCACCAUGUGUGCUCUGGCUCCUGGGACAGUACUGUCAAGCUGUGGGACAUGGCGGCUGAUGGGCAGCAGUUCGGUGAACUAAAGAGCAAGGCGGCGGUGCUUUGCCUGUCCUACCGGCCUGACAUCCUGGUGGCCGGCACCUAUGACAAGAAGGUGACCAUCUACGACCCCAGAGCUGGCCCAACCCUGCUGAAGAGCCGGCGGCUGCACUCGAGCGCAGUGCUGGCGCUGCUGGCGGACGACAAGCACAUCAUCUCGGGCAGUGAGGACCACACCUUGGUGGUGUUUGACCGCCGCACCAACAGCGUCCUGCAGAGACUGCAGCUGGACUCCUACCUGCUCUGCAUGUCCUACCAGGAGCCCCAGCUCUGGGCUGGUGACAACCAGGGCCUGCUGCACGUGUUCGCCAACCAUGACGGCUGCUUCCAGCUUGUCCGGUCCUUUGAUGUGGGCCACAAGUCUCAGAUCACAGGGAUCAAACACUCACUGGGGGCCUUGUACACUACAUCCACUGACAAGACCAUCCGGGUGCACGUGCCCACGGACCCGCCCAGGACCAUCUGCACACGCAGCCACCACAACGUGCUGAAUGGGAUCUGUGCCGAGGGCAACGUGGUGGUGGCCGCGUCCGGGGGCCUGUCGCUGGAGGUCUGGAGGCUGCAGGCCUGAGCCCGUGGACGUGGACGUUGGUCUACACUGCCAACAGGUGGGCUGAGCCUUGGCCUCUGCUCUUGGGGGAUCCGAACCCCCACUGGUGCUGCCUCUGCCCCUGACCCACAGGCUGAGGACCCACGGAGUGCUGGCCAUGGCUAGGCAGGGCCCCGUGGCUGGUCCCUGUGCCUGGGGAGGUGACACUGCAGUUCUGACCCACUUGGGGGUCUGCUCCCCACCCCUGGGCCCAGUUUGGUUGUGACUUCGCUGUUGAGCACUCAGGAGAAUAAAUCUGAUGCACUCUG